CUCGCGUUUAUUUAGAGUAAUCAAAAGUGAUUUUCUCCAUAUACAAGUAUAUAUAUAUGGAGAAAACUCCACUUUCAAUCUGUUUGAAAAUAGUGAGACAAGCUCAAUUAAAGCUUAAGAUAAAUUCGAUUUUACAAUAACGACGAGUGUAAUCGCAAUUUACGGGUCACAACGAUGUCGUUUUACAUUGGUCGAGAGGCUUCAAAGAUAAGGAAGAGGAUUUGUACGGAGAGUGGAAUAGAAAUCAAUCUUCUUUCAGAGAAAUGGAAGUAUAUUCUUGGAGGUUUGAUAUUUCAGGUUCAACCUUUUAUUUUCUGAGUUUGGGGCGUGGAAUGAAUAUUCGAUGAUUCAUGUAUCUGAGAUAGAGGCAUUUUGGUAGUGUAGUUUUUGUUGUGUGUAAGUACAUACAUGGAUUUGCUGCUCGAGGGGUUCACUACAUACAUCGGCCUGGACGUACUCUUCAGGAUGUCGGCUUCUUUCUUCUUCCGGUUGGUUUUAUUGGUUGUUGGUUCUCUUUAUCUCCCCUCUCUAGGGAGAUGCUCACUCAUACUCUUCUUUUUUCUUUCUUGUUCUUUUAAACGAAAACUCCAGGAGCUUGGGCAAGAUAAAGGUUAUAUAAGUGAAACUGUUUUCACCACCCUCUUUCUGUCUUUUGUCUUGUGGACAUUCCAUCCUUUCAUUUUCAAGAUCAAAAAGAUCUAUACAGUUCUGAUAUGGUGCAGGGUCUUGGCUUUCUUAGCUGCUUGUCAGUUCCUUCGGAUCAUCACAUUCUACUCUACACAACUUCCUGGUCCAAAUUAUCACUGUCGUGAGGGAUCAAAGCUUGCCACAUUGCCUCCUCCAAAUAGUGUUUUAGAAGUUUUGUUGAUUAAUUUUCCUUGGGGCAUGCUUUACGGUUGUGGUGAUCUGAUAUUUUCAUCUCAUAUGAUAUUCUCUCUAAUCUUUGUGCGGACAUAUCAUAAAUACGGGGCAAGAAGAUUUAUAAAACUGUGUGCUUGGUUAGCUGUUAUUGCUCAGAGCUUCUUGAUUGUUGCAUCUCGCAAACAUUACACAGUGGACGUUGUUGUGGCAUGGUACACUGUUAAUCUAGUAGUGUUCUUUGUUGACAAACAGUUGCCAGAACUGCCUGACCGUACUAGUGCAGCGUUGAUUCUACCACUGAGCAAAGAUAGCAAGGCUAAGGAAGAGAAUCACAAAUUUCUGAAUGCAAAUUCUGGAGAUCCUGCAGAAUGGGUAUAGAGAAGCGUUCCGAAUUGUGUAUAGAUGUGCAUAACCCAAAUUUAUGAAAAGAUCAUUGAAGAUGGGAGCACAGUUCAUCUUGGAGCAAUGAUGAAUGGUGUACAGACAAUAUAUGGAAUGCAACUAACCAAAGACUUCCGUUCAAUAUCAUUACAAGGUUGGUUUGACAAAUGUUCUCCAGGUUCACUAGUUUUGGUUUAUAACGUAGAAUACCAAAUUGAAUGUCAAUGUUGUUCAUGUAUCCAUGUUCCCUUUGGUUUAAAAUUAUCGAAUGUAUGAUGGAUUCCAUCUUCAGCUGAUAAAUUAUCUUUUUAAUUUUGUACUCCCAAA
Molecule: messenger RNA, 1569 nt
Organism: Solanum pennellii
Lineage: Eukaryota; Viridiplantae; Streptophyta; Magnoliopsida; Solanales; Solanaceae
Product: phosphatidylinositol:ceramide inositolphosphotransferase 1-like
Exons: 10
Coding region: 409-1239 (276 amino acids)
Biological process (GO): ceramide biosynthetic process
Cellular component (GO): endoplasmic reticulum membrane; trans-Golgi network; Golgi membrane
Molecular function (GO): sphingomyelin synthase activity; ceramide cholinephosphotransferase activity; inositol phosphoceramide synthase activity
Source: RefSeq, a predicted model, not a curated record